Torulaspora globosa is the source of this 2259-nucleotide messenger RNA. It is a transcript of the gene FKH1, whose product is annotated as forkhead family transcription factor FKH1. NCBI's taxonomy places the organism in Eukaryota, Fungi, Ascomycota, Saccharomycetes, Saccharomycetales, Saccharomycetaceae. Gene Ontology annotation, biological process: regulation of transcription by RNA polymerase II. The transcript has a single exon. The record is from RefSeq and is a predicted model, not a curated record. Gene Ontology annotation, molecular function: DNA-binding transcription factor activity, RNA polymerase II-specific; RNA polymerase II cis-regulatory region sequence-specific DNA binding; protein binding. Bases 1 to 2259 code for a protein of 752 amino acids.
AUGUCACGCGAGAGUGCUAUAGAUAAGAACCUGAACCGAGGUGGAGAAUAUUUGAACGUAGUGAAUGCCAACGGGUACAGCGCUCAGCAGCAGCAGAGCCUUGUGAACGCAGUGAUCUCGGUGCUACAGGGGCCGGAUCAGGCGACGAUGGUAUCAAAACAGUAUUCGAACGAGCGUAAUUUGGCUACUGAAGUUCAGGCAUAUGCCAAGAUUUCAGGGAAGGAUUGGACGUACUAUGUUAAAGGGCUGGAAAUCUCGAUUGGAAGGAAUACGGAUACUGUCGCCGUUGCAAUACCCAACGUGGAUGUCAAGGAUGGUCCCCAGGCGAUCGACAUUGAUCUGGGUCCGGCGAAGGUGGUAUCUAGGAAACAUGCAAUAAUAAAAUUCAACAUGCAGCAUGGGGGUUGGGAGCUGCUGGUUCUGGGGAGAAACGGUGCCAAGGUCAACUUUAAAAGGGUGCAAGUCGGGCCGGCAGCACCGCCCGUGUUAUUGACAUCGGGCACAAUCUUGGACAUCGGUGGCACUCAAAUGAUGUUUAUCCUUCCGGAGCAGGAGCCAUUUAUAUCGCAAACUUGCAUCAGUCACUUGAUUCCUAAGCUAGUGGCAAGAUAUGGCAGUGCGGUAAAUGAUGGCUAUCGUUCAAGCGACCCCAAUGCGUUGCUGUACGAUAUCCUGAAAGAAUCGGACUAUAUGAAGCGGCAGCCGCUGCGGCAGCCUCAACAGCAGAUAAGAACCUUCAAGAUGUAUGGUAACGGUACAAGCAGCCAUGCAGAAUAUGGUCCCAGUAUGCAACUAAAUGCAGAUUCGCAUUUUAUGAACGGAGUCUCUAAGAUGGACAACAGCGGUGUCAUGCUACCUUCUGGAACAUCGAAUGGCCAGAUGAAUCAAACUGACUUAAAUCUAUCGUACUCAAAUCCAAGUCAAUCGCUGACUCAAAUUGGUUUCCCCCAGUCGCUUGAUUUCGCCUCUGACCUGUCUAGGGACGAGAAUAAGAAUGUCAAGCCUCCUCAUUCCUAUGCUACGAUGAUUACGCAGGCUAUUCUAUCAACCAAGGAAGGCGUAAUCUCAUUGGCAGACAUAUACAAGUAUAUCUCUUCCAAUUAUGCGUAUUACAGGUUUGCGAAGACUGGUUGGCAAAACUCUAUCAGACACAAUCUUUCGCUGAACAAGGCCUUCGAGAAGGUUCCAAGACGGCCCAAUGAACCAGGAAAGGGUAUGAAAUGGCGAAUCAGCGAGGACUAUCAGCGCGAUUUCUUAAGCAAAUGGAAUGCUGGGAAAAUUGGUAAAGUGAGGCGUGGUUCGUCAGUGGCUAGACAGCUACAGUUACAUCUUUCAAAAUACAACUCUCUGCCUUCACAGUCGGAUUAUCCUCCUGAACAAACGGUGAUAAAGCUACAGACUAUGCACAGUCGUUCAAAGAUGACUAAUCAACCAAAUAUGCUGUCUCAGCCUCAAUCUCAAUCUCAGCUCGAUUCUUCAUCAAUAUCGGCUUCACCUGCGGAGGCCGUCUCCGUACCGCCAUCGCAAAAUAUGCUGCGGUCAGACCAACAGACAUCAUCAUCUCAACAACUUCAAUCUACCCGACUGAUGCCGCCACCUACUUCGGGUCCCCAUAUAAGUCAAAAUCCAACCAAUAAUGCGCUCGUGUCUUUCACGAAUGCGUCGGCUUCAACUGCAUCAGCAGUCCCAUCCGCAGGAUCAUACUCGAAUACUCCUAAAAAUGUCCCACCUAUUAUCACCAAUACAUCAUCGUCGGCGUCUCAUCUAUCACCUUCGCACACCUCCAUAUUGCGCUCUCCUACUAAGGCGUUCCAUAUAACAGCCAUGGAAGCCUACACACCGGAGCGCGGUAGCGCCCAACAGCGCAGAUCACCUGUAACCGACCAAAACAAUGAUCCAAAUCUGCUCACCGCUGAGGAUGCUGAUAGGAACGUCAAGAAAAGCAGCAAUAAUGACGGCGCACAGGAUGUCUCAAAUGGCGCUACAGGCGAGAAGCUUACGAACAGAAGUUCCCCUGGUGUUUGGAAUUUACUUCAAUUCAGUUCUGUGAAUAAUACUCCAGCAGUGAUUAACAAUAAUGAUACAAAGAACUCGAGUGCCGAGGGCCCUUCUAGGACAGUAUUAAACAGGGAAGCGGCUGCUGAGUCAGAUACAAAAGAUGUCGCAUCGUCACCUUUGAAAAGACAACAGAAUCAGGAGGAGGGCAAAGAGCUUAUGCUGGAUACCGACGGUGCCAAGAUAACAUUAGUUAACGAGUAA